This is a messenger RNA of Talaromyces rugulosus, 2706 nucleotides long. RefSeq lists its product as uncharacterized. Bases 1 to 2706 code for a protein of 901 amino acids. The transcript has a single exon. The record is from RefSeq and is a predicted model, not a curated record. NCBI's taxonomy places the organism in Eukaryota, Fungi, Ascomycota, Eurotiomycetes, Eurotiales, Trichocomaceae.
AUGGCUGCGCACGAGGAUGUCCAGAAGUCUUCUUCCAUGCCAUCGACCCCCCAGCCACUCCUAUUUUUCGACGCAGACGGCCAGCCCAACCAGCCCGCCAGUGAUGACAUCUGGCACAAUGCAAAGCGUCGUCGUACGCAUAGAACCGGCAGCGAGACGCAGUUUAUCCACAUGAAUGGGUACAAAAGCGACAGCCAGGUUGGCACCAGAUUCAACAACACCUACGUUGACUCAUAUACGGACUCCAAAACCUUUGAUAGCGUCCAAACCCAGUCGGCCGACGCUACCUCCACGCCUGAGUCUACUCCAGUCGUCGAGGUCCCUCCCCAAAAUGUCAGUGAAGAGCGAUCAGAGCGUUCAGAACGGUCAGAGCCAGUGUCAGUCAAAGCAACUCGCAGCAACCGCAAGCCUGCUGAGCGCUCUACUGAAACCUCGUCCAGGGUGUUAAAAGUCAAGUCGGGCUCGGGCUCGUCUCAGCAGACAAACAUUCAGACCUUCAUCUUCAAGACUAAGCUGGAUCCUCGUCUUGCUCACCAAGGCCGCUCAGACGAGCCAGCGACUCCAUCUUCCAUCAACGACACCACAGAGCUCCAGGCUGAGAAUGUGUCGUCGGUCGAACCCGCAAAGCCCACCCGCAGGACUCGCAAGUCCGAUACAACCAUGCUCAAAUUCAAGAGCUAUACUCCAAAUACUACGCCUGUGGGCCGAACUUCCACUCGCAAGCCCUCACGGCAGGAGUACCAGCCAGUAGACACUGAAGCCGCAACACCUACUUCAAAAUCACCUACAAUGACUAUCGAUGACUAUUAUCCUUCUUUUACAAACACCUUUGAUCAAGAGAAAGAGAAGAGCCCUUCAAAGAUGAGUCAGUUUGAAACGCCGUACAAAGAGGAAGAACCUGCAGAAGGCUCUGGAGAGCCCAGCUCGACACAACGCCGUAGCACGAGAGCCCGCAAACCCGUCAGCACAUUGAACGACGAAGCUCGUAAGAAUAUGCGUUCUUUGAAACGGACCGCAUCGGCAAAGACGACCAAAGAGGGAAAACCCAUCCUCAAGCCUCUUGACGUUGAAAUGGCCGAUGCAUAUUCUUGCAAUGCCAAUUCCUUGACCAAUUCCCAAAACGCCACUGCUCCAUCCACUCCAGUCUCAGAAAUUGAUCUCCCGCAUGGUAUAACCAGAGACGACGGUUCCUUUGAAGGCUUUGGCACACCUUCGCCAGAGAGUUUAUCAGCUGCAACACGCACCUCUGGACGGUUGCGCAAACCAACUAUCAAGGCUAUUGAGGCUUUGCAGUCAAAGCCUAGGACUCGCAAGCGGAUGCGAGACUCGGAUCAAGGCCUUCUGGCUGAGCCCCAUACCAACGACAAAUCAACACCAGAACCUGGGAACAAUGCAGAUUUAUCGGCAGUCUCAAUGUCCCGGAGUACCAGCGGUGCUGUCAGUGAGGUUGUUUCGGUUAUUGUUGAAGACCCCGAUAUGAUAGGCCGUCAGCUGUAUGAAUUGGCAGCAGCGGCAUUCGCCGACACCACCACUGCCGAGGAAGACCAUGCUGGGGUCUUGAAGCUGCGCGAAGCCUUCAACCAGAACAAGGCUCAGCAGGCGCUGAUAGCCAUUAGCGAAGUUCCUGCUACCGAGGAGCCCGUGUUUGAUAUCCACAGAAUUGACCACCUGGGCGAAAUAGACCCUGAUGUGCCCCUCGACCACUCCAAGACUCCUCGUCCGUGGGUUGAGAGCGACGGCUGGACGCACACCGGGCGUGUAAACGAGUUUGGAGAAGAGUAUUGCACCGCCCCAGCGAGCAGAUACCAGUGGGUCAAACACUCGUCAAAUUAUCGCACCCCGGUCGGACCUGUCCCAACACCGCCGCCUUUUAUCAAGUCCGUGGAAGAACUUCGGCGGGAUAAUAUCUUUGGAUUCCCACCCAGUCCGGGCCAGCGCAAUCUCUCUCAGGAACACCCGGGCCAAGUAUGGCAACAUGAAGAUGUAGACGACUUUUUGGAACGCCAGGUCUCUUUUCAAGCCGCCGAUGAGGCAAUGGCCCAGGGCUUGGGACGAUCCAUUGUGCCACGCCCCUCGGACGGAAUGGAUGCCGAUGACUCGCAAUCGACGAGUGGGAAUAAUGACGAGACGGUGCCCAGAUUUAAGAAACCAAUCCGUCUUGUCCUUGUCGACUCAUCGAAACUGGGAAAUGGUCGCUCUCGCGCCUCGGCUCUACGAAGACGACGCCAAAGCGCACCAGUCUCUACUGAACAAAAGUUUGCGGCUACCGCCACUAAUACACCCACCAAAACCCGCCGCCGAAAACGCUCGUUGGGUGAUAUCUCAAUCGACAUGAAAGACGUCGUUCUCGAUGAUGAUGUUGAUGAUAAUGAUUAUGAUGACGCUGCCGCCGCCGAACCAACCCCGCAACGCAAGAAACGGCGCUCUACUGCUCUUUUGGGUGGUAGUAACGCAGAGGAAAAUUCGCCUGCGCGGCACACGCCCAAACCGUAUGGAAGGGGGUCAUCGUUGAUGACACCCGGACCCAGGCCGAGAGGUACACCAAGGGGUCGUCGCGGUGGAGGAACCCGCGGAGCUCAUUCAGCGAGAGCAGCGUCAAAGUCCAAUGCCUUUACGUCUAUUAAUAAUAAUAACAACCACUCGCCGACGACUGCGCCUGCUGGACGUGGCGGCCGUCGUCGUACGCUGGGGGCGACUCCUAAAUAA